AUGGCAGACACAGAAAACACAUCCUCCAACGUCGCAGGCAGCGUCUCGAACAGCGCCUCGUCCGCAUACGAGAGCGUCACGAGCUCAGCCCAAGGCCUACUACCCAAAGCCUCUUCGCUCAUCGCGGAAGCAACCGGACUCGCUGCGCUCCAGGAAUCGUACUCAGACACGCCAUCCCAACCUCAACCAGCCGAAUCAUCGUCCUCGGAACCCACACAGCAAGACGCCUCAUCCGACGACGCCCCCUCAAAAGAGACGCAUGAUGUCAUGGCGCGAGACGACUACACAGAGGAAAAUGAGCGCGGACCCUCCAAGUCUGAGCGCCCAGACCAAGCCCAGGACAAGAUCGGUACCGAGAAGGGUAUCCCCACCACCGGCGGAGCAGGAACAACUUUGUCUCCGGAUGAGGACGUGCAGGCGGCAGUAAAGAAGAACGGCGGAUCUAAGGCGGCAGUCGGCGUCGACUACUCGGAUCAGCCCUGCCCUACCGAGGAUGCUCGUCGAGAUGAACCCACCAGCAAACCUGCCGAGGGCAAGACGCAGUUCGAUGAUCAGGAGGAGAAGGCCAAUGGGUCGAGUGAGAACAGCACCGGAAGCAGCGCACAAAAGUCGGAUUCGACUGCUGCAACCUCGACAGAUGAAGGUGAUGGAGCAAGCGAAGAUGCGGGGUCUAAAGUCGGCUUCAAAGACAAGCUCAAAGGGUCUGCAAAGGUGUUCGCUGGUAAGGUGACGAGGAACGAGGACAAGGUGGAAGCGGGCAAGAUGCUCAAAGCUGGAGGAGGUGCAGCAGGAAGCUCGUAG
This is a messenger RNA of Kalmanozyma brasiliensis GHG001, 801 nucleotides long. RefSeq lists its product as uncharacterized. The record is from RefSeq and is a predicted model, not a curated record. The coding region runs from base 1 to 801 and encodes 266 amino acids. Lineage: Eukaryota; Fungi; Basidiomycota; Ustilaginomycetes; Ustilaginales. The transcript has a single exon.